AUGGAGCACCAGGCGCCUAAUCCGCCUGCUCAACCUCAACCUCAACCUCAAACACAACCUCACAACACGCUUCCGCCCGCACACCCGCAAAACCCCUCGCUCACUGCCAGCAGCACUCCCGUCUCGUCCCCGGGGCUCUUCAGUCCGUCGAACCCCCGCACCACCAUGUCUCUGCCACCCUCACAGUCCGUGUCCGAGGGUACAACGCCUGCUGCACUCAACAGUCCCUUUCUUCAUCCCCUACAGAACCACAGAGUUAGAGAGACACAUGUCGCCAAUAUCGAUAGAGACUUCACCACCGGGCGCAAGAUCAUCAACCAUUACGAGGUCAUCGAGGAGAUCGGCCGCGGUGUACAUGGCAAGGUGAAAUUGGCCCGCGACCUCGAUAUCGGCCAGAAUGUCGCCAUCAAAAUUGUCCCCCGCUUCUCCAGAAAACGCCGGCUCGGCAGGAUUACCCAGAACGUGUCUCCCUUCGAGAAGUCCAAGAGGGAAAUCGCCAUUCUCAAGAAAAUCAGACAUCCGAAUGUGGUGGCCUUGCUGGAAGUCAUCGACGACCCUGACUACAGGAAAAUUUACCUCUGUCUCGAGCAUGUUGAAUGUGGGGAGGUCAUCUGGAGGAAGAAGGGCCUUCCGAACAUAUGUGCUUUCGAGCGCCGGCGUAUCGAAAGGGAGAUGAGGGGCGAGGCUCUGACAGAAGAGGAAGAGCAGCAUCUUCUCGAUUUGGAACGGAGAUUCAAUGUCAAGGAGAUGAAACGCGCCCAUCUUGCAGAGAAGACCGGUACACACGGCGACCCCUGGAGCUUGGAAUUAGGUCAAGAUGAGUCCGACCUCAGAUCUGGGCCCUCCGAGGCGGAUCUCACGCAGCACGCAUCUGCUUCCCCCAGAGGUCGCACUCACCAGCUUCACGAAGGGCCACCGACCUCGAACGAAGAUGACAUGGAGACGCCAGGACCCCUUCACUCGAACCCUGGCUCGUCUAGCGCGCUUGCCGGGACCAUGUACGGGGCUUAUGACGAUUUAGGAUUCAGAGAGCGAUCUCCCAGCAUGGCUGAUUCCAUCAUAUCACACAUGUCUUCGAUCGACUUCAACCCGCAGCCUCAUGAUCCCUUCGCCGAUUUCUCAUAUGUUCCUUGCUUCACUAUUGACGAGGCGCGAAAUGCGUUUCGGGAUGUCGUCCUCGGUCUUGAGUACUUGCAUUAUCAGGGGAUUGUCCACCGUGACAUUAAGCCGGCCAAUCUGCUCUGGACUCGGGAUCAUCGCGUCAAGAUCUCGGAUUUCGGUGUGUCUUAUUUUGGCAGGCCGAUGCGAGAUGGCGAACCUGACGAUACCGUCUCCGAAUCAGAAGCGCAAGACUUUGAUGACGAGUACGAACUGUCCAAGACUGUCGGAACUCCUGCUUUCUUCGCUCCUGAAUUGUGCUACACAGACCUCGACAACACACCUCCGCCCAAGGUCACUGAACAAAUCGACAUUUGGUCCCUUGGUGUAACGCUUUACUGUAUGAUAUUUGCUCGAAUUCCCUUCCUGGCAGAGGAUGAGUUCCAAAUGUUCCGGAAAAUCGCAACCGAGAAGGUGUACAUCCCCACCAGGCGGCUGAGACCUGUGGAUCCAUCCACGUCCCCGGACACGUCUUCGCUCUACAAGCGCGUCAACAGUGCUCCGUACCGUGACGACCACCAGCUCCUUUAUGAGGAUGUCGAUGACAGCCUUCAACAUCUCUUGGGACAGAUGCUCAUCAAGGACCCAAGGCAGCGGAUAACACUUAGGGGAGUGAAGUACCACCCCUGGGUCCUUUCCAACCUACCCAACAUUAUGGGCUGGAUCGACGACACGGAUCCACAGAGGCAGACUCAAGGCAACAAGAUCAAGGUCAACGAGAAGGAGGUGGAUGACGCCGUUGUGCCUCUUACACUUCUAGAGCGGGCGAGGUCUACGCUGAAAAAGACACUCACCAAAUUGACAAGCCGAUCGGUGGAACGCGCCGAGGGUGCUUCUCGGCGGAGAGCCACUAGCAGUGCUGCCAGUUCAGCUGGCGAUAGCCCUGCACACACGCCGAUCAUAAACCAUAUCCGCGACUCACGCAGGAAGAGCUUACGUGGGGACGGUGACUACUUUGCGACCGUGAGAGAACAUUCACACACACAUAGCGAGCAUCCCUUGACCUACAGCGUGACGGCUAGUCCGGAAGAAGAACCACAGUUGGAGACGGAACCAACCUCGCAACAGCCGGGAGCGGUAGGCGGCCACCCAUCACACCAACUUCCUGAGAUUGCCACGAAUUUUAAUGGCAAAGAAGACAUCACAGACCACCAGACCCCGACCUCGGCUCAAAUGGAAUUCCCGCGCCACAGGCACUCGCGGUCGAUCUCGAAUGCUGUGAUAAGUUUGCACAACGACCUUGCUGAGAUUCGCACGGCACCAACUACCCCUGCUGCUGAUGACCACUCUGACACCUUGAGCGGCCUGCGCAGAAAGGGGAGAGACACAAAGCCUUCCGACGACUCGACAAGGUCUCAAUCGGUCGACAGAGCCCUGGUGUUUUCCAGCCCCGACAAGAGAGCUGAAGCACGGGUUGGUGUGAGCUCUCUCGUUGCACCGGGAAGUCUCGAGCAGCCCAAGAAGCUUUCACAAAUGCGGUCAUUAGACCUCGGCCGGGCUUUUGGAGAAAGCCCGCUGCCCUCGCCUCAAUUCUUCUCACCAAACACGAUUUCCUCGUAUCAGUAUGGCCAACACAGGUCGGAUCCAAUGCUUGACAAGUUUCGAACUGUCGUCAAGAUUGAAGAGAGGCCGAUGACGGCCCACCGCGUCCAGGACAUACCCGAGGGCAAGAUACCACCCCCCAGGCUCUACGGUUCGUCGACUCCCGAGUCAUUUGCUCGAGCACAGGAGACCCUGCGCCGACGUGAAAGGCUUGCGCACGAGGAGGAGGCACGGCGACAAGAGGCAUUGCAACCCGCUGCCGAGCUUGAUGCGGCCCGUGUUCCCUGUCCUCCCUCGCCGGAUGAUGACGACUCUGCUAGCAACGGGGCACCCUCCCGGGGGGAGACGUUUAGUACGACGUUUUCAUCCAAAUCCAACUCCCGCGAAGCUAUUGCCACUCCGUGGACAAGCCCUAGCGUGGUAACCAGUCCAGUGAGCUAUACUACGUCUGCGUCGCAGAAAGAUCUAAGGGAGGCAGACGCGGAGCAAAUUCUUGCAUUCCAGUCUGACCCAUCUCUACCGGCACUGCUCAGCGGGGCCUCAUCGGUGUCUGCCGACCCGGAAGGGGACUUCUUGGGCAACCCAGGCGACCCGAAGACUGUCAGCCGGCGCGCUGUCCUCGAAACAACCGACUCGGUAACACCACCAGCGUUAGCAAAGGAACCUGUCACAGGAUUUCCUCUAGAGGCGACAGAGCUCGAUGAGCGCACCGAGACUGUCUUUGUUGAUGACCAUGAGCCCGGAUCUGUGGGGAAUUCCACGCCAACCCCACCCGCACGUCUUGACGACGAUGACAGCGACAGUGAUGAUGGGAUUCUCAUGAUGGGUCACCGAUCUAAGAAGUCAACCGCUACCAAAGGCUCUCCCAAUUCCAUGGGCAAAAUCGUCUUCGGGUCCAAGAGGCGCAACACUAAUGCGUCCGUGGGCAGCACCGACACAGCCAAGAAGGUGUUUGCUCCUGGGGAGUGA
Messenger RNA from Diaporthe citri, 3669 nucleotides. RefSeq lists its product as uncharacterized. Bases 1 to 3669 code for a protein of 1222 amino acids. NCBI's taxonomy places the organism in Eukaryota, Fungi, Ascomycota, Sordariomycetes, Diaporthales, Diaporthaceae. Gene Ontology annotation, molecular function: protein serine/threonine kinase activity; ATP binding. The record is from RefSeq and is a predicted model, not a curated record. The transcript is spliced from 3 exons. Gene Ontology annotation, cellular component: cytoplasm. Gene Ontology annotation, biological process: intracellular signal transduction; protein phosphorylation.